Messenger RNA from Lineus longissimus, 2898 nucleotides. Its product is annotated as voltage-gated purine nucleotide uniporter SLC17A9-like. The transcript is spliced from 14 exons. NCBI's taxonomy places the organism in Eukaryota, Metazoa, Nemertea, Pilidiophora, Heteronemertea, Lineidae. The record is from RefSeq and is a predicted model, not a curated record. The coding region runs from base 274 to 1623 and encodes 449 amino acids. Gene Ontology annotation, biological process: transmembrane transport. Gene Ontology annotation, molecular function: transmembrane transporter activity.
CCAGUUUAUACACUGCCACGCAUGGCACUGCACUGACAAAAGCAACAACACUCCACUGGGAUCACACUGGGAUCACACUGGGAACUUUCUUUGUUUUUGGUUAGGGAUGAUUGAUUGAUUUGACAAUGAAAGUCUCUCAUUUUUGUUUAAUGUUACAUAUCUUUGUUCAGGUUCUUGUUCGAUACCAGUAGUGUUUUGCCUUUUUUGGGGGGCGUAGAAAGAAGGAAAUUAUUUCCUGGCCUUGUUUUAUCAGACUCCGAGUCUGAUGCUGAGAUGUCGGGCUCCAUAACAAAGGAUCAUGAUGUUGGUAUGUCAUUCAAAGUGCCACUGGUGGAUACUGAAUCUCAGUCAUUGAGGUACUGGAGCAGAUUUGAGCGUCGGGUAUGGAUGGGUGUGCUGGUGAUUGGUUGUGCGUUCUGCUAUUCCUGCAGGACAGUGCUACCAUUAUGUAUUGUCGCUAUCAGUAAGGAGAUGGGAUGGAACAAGUCACAGUCGGGCACAGUAUUGUCAGUGUUCUUCUGGGGCUACUGCAUGACACAGCUGAUUGGUGGUCGACUCAGCGACAAGAGAGGUGGUGAUAAAGUCAUGACAGUCGCGGCUGCUGGAUGGGCAAUCUUCACAUUAUUAACACCAUGUCUACCCUUGAUGUAUGGCAGUUCAUCAAUGCUGUUUGUCAUGGCCUUCGUGAGAAUGCUUAUCGGAGUGUGCCAAGGAGUACACUACCCAGCGAUCACAAGUCUCGUAUCAAGGAACGUAUCGGAAAAAGAAAGGACGUUUACAUAUAGUUUUGUAUGCACAGGCUCAAAUAUGGGAACAUUGUUAUGUGGGAGUCUAGGGUCUUUGAUAUUGGACACAUACGGUUGGAGAGCAACAUUCGUACUUGUUGGUAGCAUAUCGUUGGUCUGGUGCCUGUUGAUGCAAUGUUAUAUGGUCACUCGCCAAAACAAACGCCGCUUCAUCCGAAUACAGGUUGAGGAAAAGAAAAAAGACACACAGUUGGAGAAAGCCGCGGUAGAAUCAUCUGUUCCGUGGAUGGUUUUGUUCAAAAAACCUGCAUUCUGGUCAAUCAUCUUUGGACACAUGACAGAAACAAAUGCUUUCUUUGUCUUGCUCUCAUGGUUACCAACAUACUUCCAUGAUAACUUUCCUGGUGCCAAGGGUUGGGUGUUCAAUGUCGUCCCCUGGCUUGUCAGUAUACCGAGCUCUAUAUUUAGUGGAUGGCUAGCUGAUUAUCUUAUUGCAAAAGGGUACUCUGUGACAUUUGUUAGGAAACUUAUUGAAACAGUAGCACUAUGUGGUGCGUCAGUCAGCCUGGUCACAAUCAGUUAUGCUGAUAACUAUAUAUUAGCUGUGAUAUGCAUGGGUUUUGCCAUCAGUUGCAUUGCGUUUCACCACAGUGGGAUCCUGGUGAACCCACAGGACAUCGCCCCCAAUCAUGCUGGAUCUGUAUUUGGUUUGAUGAAUACUGCUGGUGCUAUCCCAGGGUUUGUAGGUGUAUAUGUGGCUGGCCACAUUCUUGAGGCAACCAAGAGUUGGAGUGCUGUCUUUAACCUGACCGCUCUCAUCACAUUCCUUGGCUGGAUUGUAUUCAUGCUCUUUGGAACGGGGAAGAAAAUCAUCUGAGCUUUGGAGCCUGUCAUGAAUAGACAAACACGAGUUGCUCUGUUUGAGAUCUGAGGGUUACAUGUGUUGUCAAGUGCAGCAAACAGAACUGGUACCGAUCGACAAGGUUAAGAAUUGUCGAAACAUAUUCACAUGACAGUUUGUAAGAAAGCUCUCGGUCAGCUCUUUCUGAUUGAAACAGUUAGGACAUGAGUUUGUUUUGUGAAAGUGCGUUUUCUGAUGAUUGAAAAUGGCAUCAGUCCAGAAUGGGUUAGUGUGUAGUCUUCCAUUAGACGCUCCUGGUGCAUCUCUACCAGUCUAAUGAACAAUGCAUUUAUGUCUCAUGAUCUGUGCAACAAGGACUAGGGAGUGGACUCUUGAUUACGAUGUUUCAUGUUGAUAAUGGAUUAUGUAUUAGCCGCAUUUCGACGAGAGAGGUUUUGGUGAGACAACCAUAACAUUUUGGGUUGGCAUAAAAUGAGUUGAAAGCAGAUUCUUGGUGGAUUAUGCUUUUGACAAGUUUGAGGUGUUUUAGAGUAGAAAUUGAGACCUCACUGGGUUGGUUGUGUGACGUCACAUCGCGAGAGUGGACAUGUCAUUUCCCCAAAACCUCAGUUGCUGCCUCAUUUAUAGCCCGAGGUUUAGCUCCAUCCUUACUGUGUUUGAUGAGGCAAACAAACACUCCAGUUCAGGAUCAAUUCCUCUUCCACAUGUGUAAAUGACUCGGUCCUUUUGAGAACCUAUGAGAACGUCUGCUCAAGAAGACUCCAAACUGAGCAUGUGGUUUGUACUUCAUGUCCUUAUGGCUGUGAUGGCUUCUUCCUUGCUUGGUGUCGGACAAUACAAUACAACAUGUUUCUAUUUAUAAAACUGGGUUAUGUAAUUGUAUCCGGGUUUGCUAUUUUAACAUUUUCUUGUUGUGUUUCUCACAAAAGAAUAUUUAACAACCUUGACCAUAUAUUCUGCUCAAGGGUUGGAAAAUUAUGUCAUGUAUAAUACUGUGGUCUAGAUCAGAGGCCUGGUGGUGUUCACCCGUGGCAUCAUUAUUGUCCUUGCUAACUGGCAAAGGUUGUUAAGUUUUUGUACAAUGACUUAUUAAUUUAUAAUUUCUAUGAUUAUUGUAAAUAAAGAGCGGGAAGUCAACUGAGAUCAUUGUGUUGUCAGGUAGAAAUGCCCAUGACAUAUACUGCUCCACUCAGACAAAAGGCAGUACGUGUGACUGACACUGUGAUAUCCAUCUUGGACCACUCUACGUAGGUUCUAGGUUCUGAUAGAAGCUUCAUGGCUAUCUCUCAA